AUGGACGAGUGGCUAGCUUCCAACCACAGCACGCCGGGCGCCGCCACGCCGGGCCACAAGAAACUCCCCUACGAAAACGAGCAGUUUCUCAUGAACGACGACGCCCAUCUUCUCGAAAAGAACAUGCAGCCGUUCGACCUCGACCUGAUCGACUUUAUCAUGCCCGACGAGCUCAACCCGGGCUCCAGAGCGUACCCGCCGCUGGCGUACCCGGAAAACACCCCGGCGCUUCUCCCCAACGGGCAAAACCAGCACCAGUACUCGAACCAACCGGUGCACUUCCAGCUGCCGUUGCUUCCGGGCCAAAACGAGAAACUGUACAACGAAGAACACCUUUACCACCGCCGCCAGCAGGCCCAGCAGCACCUGUAUCUGCAGAACGCUUCGGGGGUUCGUCCAGAUGCCGUUUUCACGCCGUUGGUGUCUCCAGCAGUGACUCCGAUGGAAUCGCAGGUGAACUCCAACAAAAACCAGGGCGUGCCCAUGCAAGCGACAUUUGAACCGCUUACGCUGCCGGCGCUCAAUGCCCAGCAGAGAGAGAGACCGCCAGACAGACGUAGACCGCUGCUGGCGACAUUUCCAGAGGAGUACAGUGGGAACGGCGGUUCCAAGCGCAGAACGCCUCAUCUGACGCCGAAUUUGGCGGCAAACAAGCCCAAGAGAUCGCCUUCCUUGCGCAAAACGCCCCAGGCGCCUGUUUUCGAGCAGCUUCCGGAUUCCUCCUACGAUGCCAGUGUGGACGGUCCGGCUAAAUCGUCCGAAACGACGCCGAUGCUUCCGCCGGGCAAAAGAACACCUUACGAGGGCUCUAGCGGCGGCAGCACACCCUACAAGAACCAGCCAGGCCCUGCGACGCUCAUGGGAUUCACCAUGAACCGUUUGGCCGAACUGCAGAGCACCAACAACCUGCUGCCUUCUUUGGCGCCGCAAAACGGCCACCACGACGACCUGGUGUCGACCCGCUCGUCCGUGAGCGGCCAUCGCACGCUGAUCAAGCACGAGACGUCGCUGCUGGAGCCUUCUCCAGCGUUGGAUCCGCAAAACGGUGAAGAAUCCGGCCGCAAAAGAGAAAAGGGGCCCGGCAAGAAAGCGUCGCAUAAAAUCGCCGAACAGGGCCGUCGAAACAGAAUGAACCAGGCCGUGCACGAGCUCGCGGGCUUGAUUCCUCAGACGUACCAUGACCAGGUCUCCAUUCCGUCAAAAGCCACCACGAUCGAGUUGGCGUCCAAGUACAUUACGACGCUUGUGGCUGAGCUCGAGGAGGCCCGGGCCCGGUUGCCACAGGACGAGCAUCUGAGGAAGGACGAGAAGAGGAGGCGGUAG
Messenger RNA from Candidozyma duobushaemuli, 1323 nucleotides. RefSeq names its product phosphate-sensing transcription factor (gene PHO4). Bases 1 to 1323 code for a protein of 440 amino acids. Gene Ontology annotation, molecular function: protein dimerization activity. The transcript has a single exon. The record is from RefSeq and is a predicted model, not a curated record. NCBI's taxonomy places the organism in Eukaryota, Fungi, Ascomycota, Pichiomycetes, Serinales, Metschnikowiaceae.